Humulus lupulus (European hop) is the source of this 933-nucleotide messenger RNA. RefSeq lists its product as uncharacterized. Lineage: Eukaryota; Viridiplantae; Streptophyta; Magnoliopsida; Rosales; Cannabaceae. Bases 1 to 933 code for a protein of 310 amino acids. The transcript is spliced from 3 exons. The record is from RefSeq and is a predicted model, not a curated record.
AUGGCAAGGAGGAAGACGAAGCCAAGGAAUGCUACGACACUAGUGACUAGAGGUACCAGGAAACGAGGGCCGAAUUCAUCUGAUAAGGUUCUUAAGGCUAAAGCAAUGGACGAGAUUCUGGGAGUGGAAGCAAUCGAGUUUGAUGCAGAUGAUAAGACUGAUGAGGAGGGGGAGUUAGGGGUUGGGGGUUCGAAAGUUUUGGAAGGGGUCAAAAUCGAACUGGAUGAUAUUGAAGAUGAAAUUGCUUACUGGAACUCGGCUUUGGUUUGUUAUGUGUUAGGGGAAAAUCCUGCUCUAAGUGUCUUUGAAGGAUUUACUAAGAGGGUUUGGAAAGACAAAGGAGUUGAUAAAAUUGGAGUUCUGGCAAAAAGAGUGUUCAUUAUUCGUUUUGAGGCUCAAAGCACUAAAUAUAAUAUCUUGAAUGGAGGCUAUAUGUUCUUUGAUAGGAAACCGGUUGUGAUGAAGCCCUGGGACGCUUAUACUGAUUACAAGAGAAAAGAGGCGAGCUCAGUACCUAUUUGGCUGCAACUUCAUGGAUUAGAUCUAAAAUACUGGGGGAAAAAAGCUCUGUUUAAAAUUCUAGGGCAGCAGGAAAUUCACUUAACAGUGCACUAUGAAUGGCUUCCUAUAACUUGUAGGAAAUGUUCGGGCAUGGGACAUUUAGUAGAUAUCUGUACAAAAGAAGAAGAAGUUAGACAGAAGUGGGUGGUCAAAAAGAAAGUAGAAGGGGCGGUUCCUUUGGAGGAUUUUCAAAAGAAGGACAAGGAAGGAUUUCUUCCCGUUACAAAGGGCAGGAAGGUGAUACCAGAGGUGGUUAGAGAUACCAAGUUGACUAAUAGUUUUCAGAUUCUGGAGGAAACAAGAGCUAGCUUGGCUGGGCAAGUGGAUAUUAAACACCAGGGAGGGGGAGAUCCUCCUUGUGGAAAUGGAUAG